AUGGAGAACCGAGAUGGAUGGGCCGACGCGGAGACGAGCGCAACGGAGAAUUCCACAGAACGGUCCCAGGCCGAGAGAGACCGAGUCCGGAUCGAAUUUUACGCUACGUACGAUGUCAUGACCGGUGUCAGAAUAGCCGCCACGUUGGGUGGCUUUUUUGCUUUAAUGGUGUUUUUAAUCGUGUACAAGAGCCGCAGUAAAUCGGUGAAAGCCCUGAACGAUCCGAAACUGGUCGAACUGGCCGAGGCCGUCGUGGCCGAGGAGCAGGCCGUCGAAGAGGAGAGGCAGCUGAACGCGGCGAUAGAGGAAGCUCUGUCGGAACGAGCUAGGUCUCGCCCCUCGUUGAGCGAAGAUCCGUCGUGGCCGCGGACGUCGAGGUUUUCGUCGUACGGCGGCGGCUACGGCAGUCUGUUGGCACCGCCCGGGAGACUUUCGGCUUCGCACAGAGACUCCUUACCCGGGUCGGCUUUAAAAUUUAGUGAGAGACGCUUUUCGGGCGGACCGCGCGAUCGCCGUCUCAGUUCGGCGACUUGUUCUAGUUCGGGCAGUUCCUAUUUAGAGAGACGCGGUUCGUCGGUGGUGUGUGCGCUUCCGGAGCGGCGCCUCUCGCCCUGUCCUAGUGAAAGAUUAGCUCCCUUGGCUUCGGUCGGCAGCGUAGGUGCGUCGUUCGCCGUAGAGAGCGACAUCGCCUCUGUGGGAGCGGAUUCCGUGUUCGCUGAAGACGAAGCCGAUUCCACCGAUGACGAAGUCGAGCAGUUUUCGACAGAUAGCGGUGGAGUUACAGAGGUCGGCGCACCGGACUGCACGGAACUCACCACCCGGCCCGUCUGCUCCUCUAGCUUCGACCGUGCCUCACAUUCUCGUGAAACAUUAUUCUAG
Molecule: messenger RNA, 879 nt
Organism: Leptosia nina
Lineage: Eukaryota; Metazoa; Arthropoda; Insecta; Lepidoptera; Pieridae
Source: the annotation of a GenBank genome assembly